Messenger RNA from Pisolithus orientalis, 774 nucleotides. RefSeq lists its product as uncharacterized. The transcript is spliced from 3 exons. Bases 127 to 576 code for a protein of 149 amino acids. The record is from RefSeq and is a predicted model, not a curated record. Lineage: Eukaryota; Fungi; Basidiomycota; Agaricomycetes; Boletales; Pisolithaceae.
AUCGAAGCUACCUCAAGUAUGCCAGCAUCACUACAUGCAUUGCUUUUACCCUGAUACCAUCCAUACAGCCCAAACAUUCGCACAGACAAUACCUACAUAGUCCUAUGUGCCCUUGUGUUUCUCACCAUGGCGGAAUGGAUGCACUUGCUUUACGGUGGGCUGACGCCCGAGGAGUUACAGGAACGUAUAAAUGCCAUGGGACACCGUACCUUUGCCAUCUUCGCUGCCAUUCCUCGCCUGGGCGUGGUCAUCAUCCGUAACAUGGAGAUUAUCGUGAUAGCAGACUCCCCCGCUCUUGCUUGUGGCUUCAUAGUGGCGAGCAUGUUCCCAGCGCUGUUAUUCCCACUGAUAGUGGCAGGUGCUCAAAAAAUACAAGGGUGGAUUGCAAAUAGGAGACAGCGUGCACCCGAGCACAAUGGAGCUGAGGACACAUCUACACGAGUGACGAGUGACUCUGAGAAUCAGCAGAGCGUUCAUGUCCCUGAUGACGUCGAGUCAUCGGUUCGUCACAAUCGGCAUCUCCGUUUGUUCGAAGGACAAAGUGGAUUCAAUCCAGCAGCUGAGGAACACGAUUAACGUCGUCGCCUUAGCAUUGCGUCUUUCCCCAUCAUCUGCUUCACACCGCCUUGUUUCAGGCAGAGAAGAUAUGAAUUCAAGGUACACCAUUCUUCCGUUAUAUGCUGCGUUCGAUAGACAGAACUACUUUGUAUUUCGGGUUUCCUAUUUGUUUCGUUUUAAUGUAUACCUACAUGCACAAUACCCAUAUUCAGCGGU